AUGGCUGACUUGGAGCUGUAUAACCUCGACGAAAAGAUACGGUGGGGCGAUGAAAUAGAGCGUCAGAUACAGCGCGAAGCUAGAAGGGACGCAGACAGACAGCGCGCAAUGAUGCGGCAGCCCUUUCUCGAGGAGCGCCUACUCACGGACGAUAAUCCGCCCAACUGCACGCUGGCGGCGUUCAAGCAGCCGCGGCUACGCAAGUGUCCUUUUGCGUUUGACCAGCUAUCCUACCUCGACAAAAUAACACAGGACCCCGACCAGGACGCUGGCAAGUGUGACGGUGGCCUGGAUGGCUGGAACUGGAAGGUUGACUUUGAGGGCGCUGUCGGGGGACCGUUUGUCCUAAAGCUAUUUUGGGACUCUGAGCCCCCCGAACCACCAUACUAUUUUGCCGCGCAGCGGGAGUGCCAAAACGCCGCUCUCCUCCAGCAGAUGCAGGAGGCGCUCCGACCCGCGACGGCGGACAAAGGCCCGGUGCGCAUCUUUCCCGUACCGGAGAACAGGGCGGAAGCGCGGGCGAACCUUAUGGCUUUCUGCGACGAGCAGCGUGCGGUGCAGAAGCAGCACGACCGGCACGAGGAUUUCGCAGACGUCACCUCGAUGCCGCGGCUGCGUCGGUGCUACGGCUGGCUGCGGGUGACGGGCGCGCAGCUCCGGGCGGCGGUUCCCCGGCGGCGCUGGCCCGAGUGGGUGGACUGCGGCGAGGUCGUGCGCGGACUGGACCCGGGCACCGACGGGGAGUACCUGGCCGUGGUGUACGAGUAUAUUGAAGAGGGCGACAACGUGGCGGAGACGAUGCAGCAGACGAUUGAUUUUCUGCACGAUGCGGGCUUCCACUAUACUAUUUGCGCCAUGGCGCGCAACUGGAAGAGCUCGAUGCUGGUGGACUUUUCGGACAUAAUCCACGUGGGAGGGAAUGGAUGGUGUAAUGUCAGGUUGUUGGAGGCGAAGCAUAUAUCAGCGGAGGGGUGA
Molecule: messenger RNA, 975 nt
Organism: Cordyceps militaris CM01
Lineage: Eukaryota; Fungi; Ascomycota; Sordariomycetes; Hypocreales; Cordycipitaceae
Exons: 2
Coding region: 1-975 (324 amino acids)
Source: RefSeq, a predicted model, not a curated record